Messenger RNA from Meloidogyne enterolobii, 236 nucleotides. NCBI's taxonomy places the organism in Eukaryota, Metazoa, Nematoda, Chromadorea, Rhabditida, Meloidogynidae. The record is from the annotation of a GenBank genome assembly.
AUGGAAGAUGAAGUUUUGUCAGUGAUUGGGGAACAUACUUGUGAUCAAUUUGUGGAAGAACCUGUUCAAGUUAAACCAGACAAAACAAUUAAACGCAAAGCUGCUGAAGAUUUAUUUCGGAUUCCUUAUCAACAAGAGGUUAAAUGUUUGAAACGGAAAAUAUUUUACUUUCAAAGAGAGGACGACCUAAAUUUCACCAUAACGGAUUUCUUUAUUGCUUUGAAAAGAUGAAUAGU